AUGGCGCCCAAUUCUCCCAAAGAGAGCAGCAAACAAAUCAUCAAUGCCCUUACGUCCUCCUACAAUGACCAAAUCCGCCCCCUACUCGACGCCGUCGACCGCCUCCGCCACCUUAAGGUGAUGCAGGAAGGUAUCGAGCUUCCAACCAUCGUCGUCGUCGGCGACCAAUCGUCCGGCAAAUCCUCUGUUUUAGAAUCCCUUGCUGGCAUCAGUCUCCCCCGCGGCCAAGGCAUAUGUACCCGAGUCCCCCUCAUCAUGCGCCUCCAAGGCGAUUCCUCUCUUCCCGUCCCUAAGCUCCACCUCGAGUACAAGGGCAAGCAGGUCCCUGUCUCCGAGUCCGCCAUCACCGCCGCCAUCGAGUCCGCGACGGCAGAGAUCGCCGGCUCCGGCAAAAACAUCUCCGACUCCCCCCUUACCCUCGUCGUCCGAAAGAAAGGCGUGCCCGAUCUCACCAUGGUCGACUUACCCGGCAUCACCCGAGUACCCGUGCACGGCCAGCCUGAGAACAUCUACGAGCAGAUCUCCGGCAUAAUAAUGCAGUAUAUAAAACCAGAGGAGAGCAUUAUUCUUAACGUUCUCUCCGCAAGUGUAGAUUUCCCUACCUGUGAAUCCAUCCGGAUGUCACAGCAGGUCGACCGCACCGGCGAGAGGACACUUGCGGUAGUUACCAAGCCUGACAAGUCGCCGGAGGGCCUUCUUGAGAAAGUCACAGCCGACGACGUCAACAUUGGCCUCGGUUAUAUUUGUGUGAGAAAUCGUAUUGGUUCGGAGACAUAUGAGGAGGCCCGUGUAGCUGAGAAGAUUUUGUUCGCUGCUCAUCCUCUGCUUUCAAAGAUCGACAAGUCCAUAGUUGGAAUCCCUGUCUUGGCGAGCAAGUUGAUGCAGAUCCAAGCGCAAAGCAUAGCAAAAUCGUUACCUAACAUUGUGAAGAAAAUCAACGAAAAGCUGAACCGCAAUGUUUCAGAACUGGAAGCCAUGCCAAAAAAUCUGGCCUCCGUUGCCGACGCCAUGAGAGCUUUUAUGCAGAUUAUUAGCAAAGCGAAGGAGGUGCUCAGGAAGCUGCUACUAAGAGGAGAAUUUGAUGAUUUUCCCGAUGAUAAAAAAAUGCAUGGCACGGCGCGGCUAGCUGAAAUGCUGAACUCUUAUGCCACCGAGCUGCCGAAAGAUUUUCCGGUUACGAAAGAAGCAUUCUUGCUGGAAGAAAUCGGGGUGCUGGAAGAGGCAAGAGGCAUCGGCCUUCCAAAUUUUCUUCCCAGAACCGCUUUCUUGACUAUUCUUCAGAAGAAGGUAAAGGAUGUAUCGACCACCCCGCUAGAUUUCGUCGGGAGGAUAUGGAGUUAUUUAGAAGAUGUGGUUGUGCGAGUUCUCGACGAUGCAACGGUAAACUAUCCUUCCCUUCAGUCGUGCAACAGAAGGGCCGCGCAAAAUCUCAUCAGCAAAAUGAGGCUGCGUUCGAACCAUGUCGUAAAAGAUAUUAUAGAAAUGGAGCAAGUUACAGACUAUACUUUCAAUCCAGAUUAUAUGAAAAUAUGGGUGGAGCUCAUGGAACUUCAAGAACCUUUCAUGGAAGUUGUGCAUGAUUCUUCAAAGCCAACAAAGAUAAACCUUAAAGUUGUUGGUGAAGUGGAUGUGUCGCAUUUGCGGGGGAGGCGUGAUGUGAUAGUUGAACAAGCAUUUGAUAUGAGGAUGAGGCUUAUUUCUUAUUGGAAGAUUGUGGUGUUGAGGUUGGUUGAUGUUUUGGCUCUGCAUAUUCUCUACGAUGUGAAGAAAUUAGUAGAAAAUGAGCUUGAAACAGAGAUUUUGAAUGAAGUGGUCGGCGGACAGAAGAUGAAUGGGAUUGAGAAGAUGCUGGAGGAGUCUCCUUCAACUGCUGGGAAGCGGGAGCGAAUAAGGAAGAGCAUUCAGCUGCUGAAGGAGUCGAAGGAGGUGGUGGCGAAGAUCAUGGAUAGAGUUUCUCUCAAUGGCGCUGAUUGA
Dendrobium catenatum is the source of this 1974-nucleotide messenger RNA. Its product is annotated as dynamin-related protein 4C-like. Gene Ontology annotation, molecular function: GTPase activity; GTP binding; microtubule binding. Lineage: Eukaryota; Viridiplantae; Streptophyta; Magnoliopsida; Asparagales; Orchidaceae. The record is from RefSeq and is a predicted model, not a curated record. The coding region runs from base 1 to 1974 and encodes 657 amino acids. The transcript has a single exon. Gene Ontology annotation, cellular component: cytoplasm; membrane; microtubule.